Asterias rubens (European starfish) is the source of this 1893-nucleotide messenger RNA. Its product is annotated as nuclear receptor subfamily 2 group E member 1-like. The record is from RefSeq and is a predicted model, not a curated record. Gene Ontology annotation, biological process: regulation of transcription by RNA polymerase II; cell differentiation; anatomical structure development. The transcript is spliced from 6 exons. Gene Ontology annotation, molecular function: RNA polymerase II cis-regulatory region sequence-specific DNA binding; nuclear receptor activity; zinc ion binding. NCBI's taxonomy places the organism in Eukaryota, Metazoa, Echinodermata, Asteroidea, Forcipulatida, Asteriidae. The coding region runs from base 152 to 1465 and encodes 437 amino acids.
AGCCACCGGUCGGAAAUCAACAGGGAUCGGUCACUACAGAGCUUGAUUUCAUGCUCGCAAACAUUAGUUGCUGGUAGUUCGGUACUUGUUCGAGGAGAAUCAACUUUAUUCAAGCAGGUCAUCAAGAGAGGUACUUCAAACACUGGGUCUAAUGGAAGGCUUAAAUUGUUCACCCCACGGCCCUUGUAUGGCGCUCGGUUCUUCCCCGCCACCAGCAGGCAAGAAACCCGACAUUCUCUGCCAAGUCUGUGGGGACCGGAGCUCCGGGAAACAUUACGGGGUGUUCAGCUGCGAUGGAUGCCGUGGGUUCUUCAAGCGUAGUGUACGGCGCAACCUCGCCUACGUGUGCAAGGAGAACGAGAAAUGCGUGGUGGAUCUGACGCGGAGAAACCAGUGUCAAGCAUGCAGAUUCAAAAAGUGUCUCGCAGUCCGAAUGAAUAAAAAUGCUGUACAGCACGAACGGGCACCGAGAUGUUACCAAUACAGCCGACACAGCAGCCCAGAAAAGCCCGGGGCCUCCCCACCACUCAAGGAAGAACCUACACAAUUCCCACCGGGGAUUUCGUUUAACCACGACCCACGACUUUCUAGCUUCACUCCGGUCACGCCCGGUCACCCGGACUAUAUCAGCAGACUUCAUCCACAACAACCGAUGCCGUCUGCCCGGACGUGUUGGACGGACGUACUGGUGAACCCAUUCCUGAAUAGCCUACUGGUAGCUGACCGUGCCUUUGACCCUCGACAGCUGAACACUGCUACUACGGUUGAGCAAGGUGGAUUUGGGAGUCAAGUCGAGGCAGAAUCUCUUCCAUCACGGUCAUCAAGCUUUACUGAUAUCCAUCACAACUGCAAAUCCGAUCUAUGUCAGAGCAACAUUGCAGAGAACGUGUACGAAUGCGCAGCACGCCUCCUCUUCAUGACAGUCAAAUGGGCACGGGGUAUCCCGGCAUUCCUCGCACUUCCGUUUAGGGAUCAAGCAAUCCUAUUGGAGGAGGCGUGGAGCGAUCUCUUUGUAUUGAGUGCGUGCCAGUGGUCGGUGCCCAUUGAAAUAGAAACCAUGCUAAGCUCGGAUUGUUUGUUGAAUCCAACAGACUCAAACACCAGGCUGCCAGCACUUAAAGCAACUGUCAGGCAGCUACAAGACGUCGUGAGCCGCUUGAGGGCGCUACAGACAGACACCUUUGAGUACGCUUGCCUAAAGGCGUUGGUUCUCUUUAAACCAGAAGCAAGAGGACUCCGAGAAUGCCAGAAAGUAGAGGCGCUACAGGACGAGUCCCAGUUGGUCCUCAAUGACGUCACACGCGCACGUCAACCAAUCCAGAGGGUGCGUUUUGGGAAGCUUCUUCUAGCCUUGCCCUGUAUCCGGAACAUCAACUCCAAGUGUGUGGAGGAACUCUUCUUUAGACGGACAAUAGGAAGCGUACCAAUCGAGCGACUGCUGUGCGACAUGUUCAAGUCUAGCUGAAGAAUGGGGACGUGUCAGAGGUCAUCAGGGUCAAAUUUCAUACAGCUGCUUAAAGUAGAAAAUGUUGCUUAAAAUGUUCUGCUAUGCAAAAGGAGCCGAAUGCUAGUCAAAAAUCGGCACCUGAACAGAAAUAUUGCAGAUCUGCCAACCCUCCCUUAUUUUGCAGAAAGUAAACAAUAUAUUUCCAUAUUUUUAUGAAUAACUUUGAAAAUCGCCCUGGUUAUGGAAAUUUAUCCUAAAUGUUGCAUGUAAAUGUAAACAUCUCCUUGAUUGUUUGUACAAAAACUGAUUGCAAGAUGCAAAUGUUGGCAGCUCUAAACAGAAUGGGGGACCGCCAACAUAGAGCUUGAUUGUUCAUAGAGCGCCGGCACGUUAAUCCAGAGGUCGUUGAUCAAAUCCCGCUCUAGUCAAUUUCUUUCUUUGUUGAA